Molecule: messenger RNA, 1926 nt
Organism: Melanotaenia boesemani (Boeseman's rainbowfish)
Lineage: Eukaryota; Metazoa; Chordata; Actinopteri; Atheriniformes; Melanotaeniidae
Product: hydroxyacylglutathione hydrolase-like protein
Exons: 8
Coding region: 356-1207 (283 amino acids)
Molecular function (GO): hydroxyacylglutathione hydrolase activity
Source: RefSeq, a predicted model, not a curated record
UUCAGCUCGAUGAUGUCGCGAUAACCUCUCCAUCUGAAUGCAGAAAUGUGGUUUAAUAAUUUUGAGAGCAGCCGGCAAAAAUAAACGAACUGAGUUUAAAGUGAGGUAAUCUAUAUUUUAUGAAUAGGUCAGAUUAUAUUUGAUUAUCCUGUCAAAGUUGCAGAUAGCUUUCAGCUUGACGUCACUGUGUUGUUUGGUGCAAACUAAUCUGGAUUUUCUAAGCUAACUGUGAGCGCUAUGCGCACUAGCAGUAGUAUAUAUUUUUUUAAACAGUUCCCACAGAUGACAAGGGGCUAAUUUUAUAAUACUGUUAAAUAACUGAACUCUUCCCGAAGCGUCCCGCGCGCUGGUGCGCAUGCGUGUGUGGGUUGCCAUGAAGGUAAAGGUGAUCUCCAUCCUGGAAGACAACUACAUGUACCUGGUAAUAGAGGAACAGAGCAAAAAUGCCAUAGCUGUGGACCCUGCGGUACCUCACCGGCUGCUAGAAAUUGUGAAGAGGGAAGGCUUGUGUCUGACUGCUGUCCUCACAACACACCAUCACUGGGACCAUGCCAGAGGAAAUGAGGCUCUGCUGAAGGAGGUUCCUGGCCUGAGGGUGUACGGUGGAGAUGAUCGGAUCGGAGGUCUGACAGAUAAAGUCUCAAAUGCUCAGGAGCUGAAGUUUAGCUCCAUCAAUGUGAGGUGCCUGUUUACUCCCUGCCAUACCUCUGGUCACAUGUGCUACUUUGUUUGGGAGGAUGAGUGCACUGAUGCCCCUGCUGUGUUCACAGGGGAUACGCUGUUUAUUGGUGGAUGUGGACAGUUUCUUGAGGGUACCGCAGAACAGAUGUACCACAACCUUACCCAGGUGCUUGGUUCCCUACCUCAAGACACGAAAGUGUUCUGCGGACAUGAGUACACCAUCAAGAACCUGAAGUUUGCCCUGCUGGUGGAGCCAGAGAAUGAAAAGGUUAAAGAGAUGCUGAGCUGGGCCCGGGCAAGAGAUGAUGAUGAUAAACCCACAGUGCCAUCCACGCUCAUAGAGGAAUUUGAAUACAACCCUUUCCUCCGCCUGUCGGAGGAAGCAGUGCAAAGGUUCACAGGAAAGACGGACCCCAUAGAGGUGAUGAGGGCCCUCCGGAAGGAGAGGGACAAGUUUAAGAAGCCCAAGGAGAGACUUCCUCCUCAUGCCAUGCUGGCUUUGGAGUGGGGACUGCUCAGACCCUGAGAUCCAGUUUCUGAGCUCUAAACAUAGGAUGUCAUCAAGGGGGGAAAGUGAUUCCUAGCCUGAAGGUUGGCGGUCGAGUGGCAUAUAUCUUUUAACUGUUAUAAAACCAUGUUUGCACAAUAGGACCAGUGUAAAGCUGCUUCCAUUGAAGUCCCAAUGAAAAAGACCAGCACAGUGCUGUUUGCCUAACUGCUCAUUUAUCAGCUCCAUUUGCCACCGUCCUGCAGCCGAUCUGCUUAAAUUUGAAAUUCAAUUAAACAAAUUACAUGCUAAAUAUGUAAAUGCCCCUGAGUGUAGGACAUCUCAUUUUUAUAUUUUAAUUGUUUUUCCAGGAAAUCACAAACUUCAAGAUACAAUUGACACAAUGUUUAUUGAUACCUACAAAGUCUGUCACUGUUAAGCCAGAUACAGAUGUAUAGGUAAAGUACAAAACUGUCCCCAUGCAAACAUUUAAAUAUCAGUUUUUAUUUCAUGGGGAUAUAAAAUAUUCUGAUUAAAGGCUGGUUUCCUUGUUUCUUAUGCACAAAUCCAUUGCACAGGUACUGUCUGGUAAUACCAGUUUCCAAUGAAACUGUUUUUUUUUUUUUUAAUUCUUUAAAUACUGAAGAGAAAAUAACCUUAAUUUCUUUAUUAUGCAAUUUUAAGUUUAAUUUUCAUACUCUGUUCUUUUUCCAUUUUUGUAAAUGUUUAGUAAAAUUACUCCUAAACCUGCUGACUAA